AUCAUCAAAGUUAAGUUUGUUGAAAAUAAAAAAGAAGAGAAAACAAGAUUUAGUUAAAAGCAAAACAAAAAGAAAGAAAUGGCAAAGAACCUCAACUCCGUCAGCUUCACCGUUCUCUUGCUUGUCCUCGUGAUGGCUUCAACCGCAUUCCUCAAGAGCGAGGCUAUUGACUGUCCUGGUGGAUGCUCAACGCCCAUUACACGUGUGUUCCUCGGGGAGUGCGAGCCUGCGCAUGGAACUACACAUAAUGAUUGCUGCAUCUGUUGUGUAACCAAAUACGGGAGUCCUCCAGUCUGUUGGGCGGCUAUUGAGGGAACGGACGAGCAUUGCCAUUGCUACACAAAGGCUAUAUAACCUUAUCUGAUUACCAAGUGUAACUUUUAUCCAUUCGGUGUGAGAAGACAUGACAUGUGUGUAUGUUUAUGUUCAAGUUUCGUUUGCUUCUAAAUAAAAACAUCAAGGGCAAAGCUUAUCAUUGCUUCUCCCUCUAGGUGUAAUAUCAUGUUCUGU
Messenger RNA from Eutrema salsugineum, 510 nucleotides. RefSeq names its product defensin-like protein 206. The transcript is spliced from 2 exons. NCBI's taxonomy places the organism in Eukaryota, Viridiplantae, Streptophyta, Magnoliopsida, Brassicales, Brassicaceae. The record is from RefSeq and is a predicted model, not a curated record. Bases 79 to 354 code for a protein of 91 amino acids.